AUGUCUGGUAUAAUCACUUUAGAUGCCAGGGAUGCCGCCUCAGAUGCGGCUCAAGCUGCAUACAAAGCAAUGGUGGAGUUAUGGACUCUCUACUCGUUUGGGGUUGCUGUGACAUUGCUCCGAACAUAUGCUCGAGUACGGGCCGUGGGAUUUAGGAAUCUGAAAGCCGACGACUAUCUUGUCUGGGUCGCAAUUAUUUUCUAUACCGCACAGACAUCACUGGCAUACAGUGUUGGUAAUGUCGCCCAUGGUCUUGCAAAUAACAGCAUGACAGACGCCCAUCGCGCGGCACUGUCUCCUAGUAAUCCCGAAUAUCAGGCCAGGUAUGAGAUGGCCAAUCGACGAGCCCAUAAUCCGACUGUUGAGUUGGUCACUAACAAGGCGAUAAGAGCAAUUGGCUCUAAAAUUCAGGUCGCGGGAUGGACGACCUAUGUCCUUUUGAUCGGGUCCCUCAAAUUAUCUAUGCUCGCAUUUUACCUCCGCCUUACAGAUGGCCUAGGUCGCCCCUACCGCAUUCCCGUUUACAUUGGAUUUGCACUUGUUGGUGGAAGCAUGAUCGCCAGCGUAUUGACAAUUUUCACCGCAUGCCGGCCAUUGAACCAUUACUGGCAGAUAAAUCCGGCCCCUGAAAAUGUCUGCCAACCUGCUAUCUCCAUGCCCAUAAUUUGGGUGACCUUCGCCGCAAAUCUCGCCACCGACCCAUACCUUAUCUUCAUUCCUAUCCCAAUGCUUUGGAAAUCGAGUCUGAAGCUGUUAAAUAAGAUUGCCGUGACCAUUGUCCUUAGCGCUGGUGUGUUUGUGCUCGUCUGCGCGACUAUCAAGAGCGUUUUCCUCAUUGUGGUACAUCCCCACUACCGUUGCCCGCACGCACCACCCUCAUACCAAAGAAUCAUUCUGAUCAUUGCAUAUCUCCAGUCUCCAGUAAGCGGAGCACAGACAGCCGAAGAGUGGGGAACUCGAGAAACCUUCGUCGCCGUGAUCACCACCAACCUUCCCAUGAUCUUCCAUCUCUUCAAAUCCUGGCUAGGCGUUCUAUUCGGAAGCAUGUUCUUCCAAUCGACCCAACGGACAUACAAAACUCCCUCCGGUGGAUUCCGUAGCAUUGGUGGCGGCGACUAUCAAAGCCGAGAUCGCCGUGGGCCGCCAAGCUCGAAUCCUAUUACAGCCAACAUGACCUUCAACGAAAGUGAGGAGCGGAUUGUCGACAAUGUUCACUUGGAGGGUCUGAAGGUAUACGCUGGACCUGGCGGUGAAAACACGACCUCGAAUGCCGGGAUUGUAGUUUCCAGUCAGAUCGAGGUUACUCAUGAGGCGAGACGUAGUGCCAAUAGCGUACCUGUGCCAGAGCAAAACGUUCGUGAACCUUGGUAA
Messenger RNA from Penicillium daleae, 1371 nucleotides. RefSeq lists its product as uncharacterized. The coding region runs from base 1 to 1371 and encodes 456 amino acids. NCBI's taxonomy places the organism in Eukaryota, Fungi, Ascomycota, Eurotiomycetes, Eurotiales, Aspergillaceae. The transcript is spliced from 4 exons. The record is from RefSeq and is a predicted model, not a curated record.